This is a messenger RNA of Rubroshorea leprosula, 2550 nucleotides long. NCBI's taxonomy places the organism in Eukaryota, Viridiplantae, Streptophyta, Magnoliopsida, Malvales, Dipterocarpaceae. The record is from the annotation of a GenBank genome assembly.
CAUCAUUAUCUGUUCGGAGCUAAAUUAACAAGGCUUUACAUAUUUUGGUAAAGGAGAUGUUGGAGAUUAGAUUGGAUCAACAAUUGCUGUAUAAAGUUGCACGAGGCAAUAUUAGCCGUGAACACUUGGAAAAAGAAUUGGAAAAUGUCCAAGACCCAAUUGGACGUCCAUUACUGGACAUUGUUGAUCAAUUGAGCCCCGGUGGGAACUCACUCCUUCAUGCAGCUGCACGCUCUGGUAGAAAAGACAUAACUGAAUAUCUGGCUGAAAAGUUUCCCCACCUAAUUUUUCAGACAAAUUAUGCUGGUGAUACUGUGCUUCAUUCUGCUGCUAAAGCUGGAAAGGCAGAGACGAUCGAAGUUCUUCUCCAAUUUUAUACUAAUCCCACAUCAAGCUUGACAGACGGUUUUCCCCUGCUGAGGAUGAAGAACCUAGAAGGAAACACCGCUCUGCAUGAGGUUGUGAUCCAGUACAACUUUGCUGCCAACUAUGACAAAAGGGAGAGUUACUGUGCUGUCAUAGCAAGGAUGGUUUCUAUAGACCCUCAACUAGCCUACAUUGCUAACAAAGAGCGAAAAUCUCCCUUAUGCUUGGUUGUUGAAACCACCGAUUUGAAGAUUGUUCAGUGUCUCUUGGAAUAUCCUCUGCCUGUAGCUGCGGAUUGCCAACAACUACCCGAAGGAAAGUCUCCCGUGCAUGCUGCCAUUAAGUUGAAGUUAAAAAAUAAUGAUAUGUUGAGUGAAAUGCUACAUAGAAGACCAAAGUUAAUAGACUCAACAAAUGGGAACGGGCGAAAAGCGCUGCAUUGUGCAGCAUCCGUAGGUAACAUGGGAGCAAUAGAGUUCCUGUUGCGAAAUUAUCCUCAAACAAUUAACGAAAGGGACAAUGACGGUCACUAUGCUCUUCAUGUUGCUUGUGAAAGCGGUUAUGUCAAAGCAUUUAACAAAUUAUUCAACCAGUGGCCAGAUACAUCAGAAUACCUUAACAACAAAUGCCAAAAUGUUCUUCACAUUGCGGCCAAGAACGGCAGAGACUAUAUGGUGAGGCACAUAGUUGAAGAUAAAAAAUUUGGGCCUCAACUUGUAAAUGCCAAAGACAUUGAGGGAAAUACACCCUUGCACUUGGCAGCCAUGCAUGGUCAUUCUUUAGUUGUGGGUACUCUACUGUUGACUGGGAAAUGUGACUCCCAAAUUUUGAAUCAAGAAGGCUUCACAGCCUAUGAAGUUGCUAAGCAGCGAGCUGGAGACCCAAUGGACUCUGAAACACAAAUGGGGCAACAAAAUAUGCAGAGCAAUGAGCAGGGCAAUGUGCAAACCAAAGGGCAAACAAAUGUGCAGCGUGAAGAUGUCUCUUCAAAGAAUACAAAACGACCAGAUUCAACUGACUCGGUCAAAUUUCUUAAGAAAACGUGUUCAUUGUUACACAUACAGAUGAUGGCAUUGUCUAUACUGUUUUUAUUACAACUAUUCAAAAUCUUAUGUGGUCGUCAUCAGCAACAUCGGAUGAAAAGGUUGCGUCAUGAAAUCAAAAUAAAGAGAGCAAAUAAGGACGAUAUCAAGGACAGGAUCAACGCUCUCAUUGUGGUUGCAACACUUAUUGCUGGCAUAGCCUUUCAAGCUGCUGUUCAAAUGCCUGAAAAUGGCGAUGAUAAGGGUAAAAGCUCUAAAACCAAUAAUGGACUCUUAACCCCAGCCCCAGCCCCAGCCCUAGCCCUAACUACAUUCCCCCCACUCACUAGGUUUAAACAUUUCAUUGCUGAUCAAUUAGACUUAACAUACUCACAAAUAUUCACCUUCUUCAUCUCUUUAUCUAUGAACCUAUCCAUUCUCGCAGCCAUCACCUUAUGUUGGGUCCAACUUCUUGAUGUCAAUUUUUCUGCUUUCUUCAUUUGGCAAGCAUCAGUUUUGGUAGGGAUAUCCCUGUACUCCAUUUGCAUUGCUUUCGGGUUCACUAUGUUGAUAAGAAUUAAGGAAUUUGGUCUUAAUUACACCACUGUCAUGAUUGGCUUGGAAUCCUUGUUUAUUCUUGUGCUGACAAUGGUCACAAGUCCGCUAUUCAUCCCUUUUGGACUCAAGUAUCUGUUUGUCCGAGGUCUCUAUGUUGCUUUCUUCAUUGGUUACUUCUUUGUUCACAGACUCUUGGAUUGUUGUCUCUAUCGAUUACAGAAAGCCUAGCAUAGUACUCCAUAUCACUUCCACGAGUUAUAUAUGAAAAUAUAUGUUGUCAAUAUAUAAUGAAUUUUUUGGCAAAACUACAUAUGAGAAUGCUGCAUUGUUGGUAUGGCAGGAACACUUAUUCCUCUUGAAAGAGAUGAAGCAGAAGCUCCACUACACGGAUAUACUUCGUUGUAGUGGAAAAGUAGAUGCCUCAUUUUCUAGAGGUUUGAUUUUGUGGUUUUAGAGUUCUUAUAAGAUAUUCUUGUGAUUUUUCUUUUUAUAACAUUGGUGUUCAAACCUUGGUUCCAUCAAUCACAUAGGCUGUAGUUGUGCUUGGUGUAUUGUUCUAUGAUGGUGUGUUAGUUUUUUUUUGCUAUAAAAUGUGCUUAAUUGU